Anopheles cruzii is the source of this 2049-nucleotide messenger RNA. It is a transcript of the gene Dph2, whose product is annotated as 2-(3-amino-3-carboxypropyl)histidine synthase subunit 2. The coding region runs from base 1 to 1401 and encodes 466 amino acids. Gene Ontology annotation, biological process: protein histidyl modification to diphthamide. The transcript has 2 exons. The record is from RefSeq and is a predicted model, not a curated record. Lineage: Eukaryota; Metazoa; Arthropoda; Insecta; Diptera; Culicidae. Gene Ontology annotation, molecular function: 2-(3-amino-3-carboxypropyl)histidine synthase activity.
AUGGCUUCGCUGUUCAGCUCGAGUGAUAAUAUCAUCGAAAAUGACACCCGUUCGGCCGGAACCGACGAUCGGAUUGCGCUGGAAGACAUCUGGAAUGAGCAUCAGCUCGAGCGCUGUAUGCGGUGGCUUUUGGACAAGAAACUUGAACGGGUUGCGCUACAGCUGCCGGAUGCCGCCCUCUGCCACAGCGUACGAAUUGUGAAUGAUUUGCAAACCCUGUCGAAUGGAACGGUGCUGCUGUUCGUGCUCGGCGACACGUCGUAUGGCAGUUGCUGUGUGGACGAGAUCGCCGCCUCACAUGCGAACGCCGACGGGAUAAUACACUUUGGACACGCGUGCCUUAGCAAAGCGGUGCGUAUCCCUACGCUGUACGUAUUCUACCAGCGGCCAGUUUCCGGAGAGCGACUGCUGUUGGAAUUGCAGGCAGUUUUUGAGAAUCAGCACGCCCGGUUUACGUGUUUUUACGACGUCUCGUACCAGCACGCUGUGAUAGGGCUGAAGCAACGGAUUGUAGACCACUUUCCUAACGCAACCGUGGGCACAUUGGCCGAGUCACACGAGAAACCGGAUGUGCUGUGUUGGAAGUUGCCCGGCGCGCACACCACCGCCUGCCCGGCAGUGUACGUGGGGCAUGACAAUUUGAGCUUCUUCAAUACGUGUGUUGCGAUCGCUGCCAGCCAGUGGUACCUUUUCGACGCGUCGGCCACGGAGCCAGUGCUUCGGCAAGUGCAAAAUGCCGAGGGUGCCUGGCUGCGUCGCCGGAGUUACGCCGUUGAGCGGUGCAAGGAUGCGACUACGCUUGGCAUCGUUGUGGGUACACUUUCGAUUGCCGGCUACCUGGACGUCGUACAGCGUCUGCAACGUCUGGCCAAGGCACGCGGUGUUCGUACGUACAUUAUAUCGGUGGGGAAAGUUAACGUGGCCAAGCUUGCCAACUUCGCCGAUCUCGACUGCUUUGUGUUGGUCGGUUGCCCGGAGAACGAUACGUUCGCAUCGAGAGAUUUUUACCGGCCGCUGCUCUCGGUGUACGAAGCCGAAAUAGCCCUCAACACUGCCUGGCAGAGUCCGGCGAGCGUUAAGUACACGACAAACUUUUCCGACCUCCUGCCGAACGGUCGACUUCACCGCGCAGAGGGACCGCUUUCGCAGGAGCCAGAUGUCAGUCUAAUCACCGGUAAAAUAAGGAACGUGCUACGUAAAGAGGAUGCUCCAUCCACGGAUGGCAGCACAUCGCUUGAAGUGGUCCUGAAAGGGAAAAACGAGGUGGCGCACGUCAGUUCGGCCGAUGUGUUCGCUGGGCAUUCCUGGCAAGGGUUAGAGCAACGUUUGGGGCAAGACGCCCCGGCACUAAUUGAAGCGGGCCGUUCUGGGCUUCCCAUUAAGUAUCACGAUGUAUCUUAGAUGAUGUAAAUUCAGGAAUGUGCGAAGAAGGGAACGUUCUAUGUAACGAGAUAAUGGCACUGAAACCGUAACACCGACAUCACUGGAAAUGGUAAUGAAAGGAAAAAAACUGAUGUGUCCCGUGGGCACACCCGGCAAGGGUUGGAACACAUUUUUGGUCGCGACGUGUUGUGGAUUUCAGAUGCGUCUACCAAAAUUCACUGUUCUUCCUCGGUACUUGAAAGUUUAUACGAUCCUCUGAGGAAGCAGAACGUCUUCGACUUUUUCUGACCACGAUGUUUUCUUCUUUUACUAUUCCUUUCUCUGCACUUAUACGAAAACAAUAGAAUGUUGAUAUAUAUACACAGUAUGUUUGCUAAAAACAAAUAAAUUUUAGUACAUGUUUUACCAAGUUUAAAACAAUAUUUGAUAUUGGCCCUUUGUUCCAUGUUUACUUAUUUGUAACACUAAACCUAAUGAUACAAACGUGCGUAACUUUAUUCUGGCAACCGAUUUGCACGAAAUCGAAUGCGUUUGAAAAAGGAAGGACGGAGGAUUUAUAACUAUUUUACUAACUAAUAGAUAUGGUUGAAUUUUUGUUAAAAAACCUAAGAACGAGUGUGCUAUGAUGGCUCAAACGAAACCCCAUCCAUCUUAGUUCUACGAUAA